Syngnathoides biaculeatus (alligator pipefish) is the source of this 1435-nucleotide messenger RNA. Its product is annotated as GRB2-related adapter protein-like. The record is from RefSeq and is a predicted model, not a curated record. NCBI's taxonomy places the organism in Eukaryota, Metazoa, Chordata, Actinopteri, Syngnathiformes, Syngnathidae. The transcript is spliced from 5 exons. Gene Ontology annotation, molecular function: protein binding. Bases 228 to 1016 code for a protein of 262 amino acids.
GUUCACGUGUUCACAUGGCGCAACAGAGGGACGCACGCGCGGCGAAAGAAACUCUCCUCAUUAACUCAUGAGCGGCGACACGCGCACACUCACCGAUUCUCUUCCACCGUACGUGCGGUUAGCGGGGCACAAUCCGCAUCGGCCGGGCUGCCGUCACCUCUCGUCGCCGGCGAAGUGAAGCGUGGCGGCCACCGGUGGCUCGACUUUUCCUCUCCUGACUCCGCAGCAUGGAGGCGGUGGCGCUUUUCUCCUUCGCGGCAUCCGAAGCGGACGAGCUGAGCUUCCAGAAAGGGGACGUGGUCAAGGUGACAGAAAUGGAGGAGCAUUCUUGCUGGUUCACGGCAGAGAUCGAAGGCAAAAGGGGCUACGUGCCGGAAAACUACAUUUCGCUUCUGCCUCAUCCGUGGUUUGCGGGUCGGGUGUCGAGGCUGGAGGCGGAGCGGCGUCUGCACUGGCGGGAUAGCGGCGUCUUCGUGGUGAGGGAGAGCGAGUCGGCUCCCGGAGAGUUCUCCGUCUCGGUUAGCUACGGCGACCGGGUGGAGCAUUUCCGGGUGCUGGAGGGGGGCGGUCAGUACUGCAUCUGGGACGAGUCCUUCGGCUCCCUCAACCGGCUGGUGGACUUCUACAGGACUCACAGCAUCGCCGUGGAGAAGGUGGUCUGCCUCCGAGACCCCCCCCCGGACGUGUCCCCCCGCCAGGCCUCCCACGGUGGCCGCAACCCUUACGCCAACCCGUACAAGAGCGCCUCUUUGGAGUCGCUGCCUUCGGCCCGCCUCCACGGCCUUCACCCCCUGAGAGAGUCGUCCUCCGUUCAGCUGCUGGAACACGUUUUGGGGAAACCUCGGCUGGCUCACGCCCUGUGCGACUACGCCCCGCCGCACACCGCCCACCUGCACUUCCUGCGCGGCGACCUCAUCGACCUGCUGGACUGCUCCGGCUCACGGUGCUGGAGGGGGCGCUGCCGCGGGCGGGUGGGGGUCUUCCCGCCGCAGUACGUCCAGCCGCUGUACCACUGACGACGACGCAUCCUGUCAAACUUGGACCACGAAGGUUUUUUCGCAACGCGAACCGAUUUGCGUUCGCAGUUUGGAGGUUCCGCCGUACGGUUAAAAUGUGACGUUAUCUCGUGAAAUCUUCUGCUUCCCAGAAUUCAGAAUUUGAAUUUUUGUACACUUGACGCCAGCUCGUUUGUCUCACAGAUACUUUUGUGUCACUUUACCCUUUGUGUGAAUCGCACUAAAGAGAAGCUUUAAUUAGUUUUCAUGCAAUUGCACUUGUCAGGCAGCAACGCUCAAUAUUUGCACGCUAUAACUUUUGAAAUGAUCUACUAUGACGACCAAAUAACAGAGAUAUAUUCUAUGGGAAUAGGAUAAAUAGGUUUAUAGCAUAUUUGAGUAAAUAUCCUUUAUGUUGCAAACCCGUGUUUUUCGUCCUG